ACAUGUGCGGCUGUCGUCACUUCUCGUAAAACGCAAAUAUUCAGGUGAUUUGUUAUCGUUAUGUUUUAAAUGUGCGACAUAUUCAUUUUAGCGGAUCGGUCUUCGUGUACGUACAGUUAAGCUCUUAAAAUCUGCCCAUCAGUCCGAGUAUGAAUCUGAAUCAGUGUCGCCGGAAAUCACCUUUACUGGCUUAAAGGAAUUGUAAAUCAGCAGGAUGCGUUCACACGUAUUAGUGUUAUAAUAACGCGCUCUUAACGACUGACAUUUUCUUUUAUCGGGGACCGACAGUCGUACAAGAAAAAGCACACAAGUCCCUUAAAUGAUGCUGUCCAAUCCUCCGGCUGAACAAAAAGGGACAGAGCAGGUGCCUGCUUCUGCUGCUGGUCCAUGCCAACGUUCUGCUCAGUCCUCACUUUAUCAUGAGCAGCUGAUCAUGGGAUGCAGGGAUGAGAUUGAAUCUGGUGAGAGAGAGCUGUCCACAAACUUUGAGAAAGAUGGCAAGUACAGAGAUCCAAAAACGUGGACAUCUGGCACCUUCAAUUUUGAUCCUCCAGUUGGCCCAUCAGGAGAGCAACUUCUUGAAAAACUUCUUGUUUCUCAUCAGACCGAGAUGAAACUUCUGCUGACAGAUACCUUCGGCUCUCUCACUCAGCGUCUAGAGGCCGUGGAGAAGAAGGUGGACCAGCUGUGUUCACAAAGCAGUGCACAUACCCGCAGUUUGGCUCAGCUACACAGUAAAGUUGGCCAGCUGGGCAGGGACUUGUCAUUUGGUGUGUCACCUGCGUGUGGUCUUGGAGAGGACUCAAAAGUACCAAAAAACAACAAAGGAAUCAUCUCAAAUAUCUCUUCCUCUAGGCUACAUUCUUUUCUCAAUACACUGUCCCCGGAAGCAAAAGAGAACCCUGUGUGUUCAUGGCUAAUUUCAACUCCUUCCCAGACCACGCAAAGUCCUGUCUGUAAGCCGGAGGAAACAAGUUGUCAAAAACUGCCCUGGGAUUGCAGUGGCUCCCCAUUUGAAAUGCUAAAACCUUGCUCUUCAGGACAAAUUGAAAACUGUUCGCAGGGUGUCUAUUCACCUGUGUCUGACUUUGAUGACCUGGAGAUGGAACUGGUAGCUGAAAAGGACAGAGACGCAUUAAGUUUAUUGGUUAAUUCUGUGAUAAGUAGCCCAGAGCAGAAUGACAACCAGGAAGUACACUCCUCGGAUAAUGUGGAGAAUGAAAAGUCCUGUCAGGAAGAUAUCAAGAAUAGUCAAUGUUUACAUGUACUGAAACACCCCCAGGUGCCUCCCUUUAGCACUCAAUUUCUCAGAUCUUCAGCUCGUAAUGGCUUAAAGUCUGAUACAAAUAUAGAUCCACUUUAUUCAUUUUCAAAAGUAAUGAAAUCGAAUACAUCUGAGAAAGCGAGUAAAGUCAAUGGUGAAACUAGCCAAUCGUUGAAGAAAAUAUCCUUUUCUUUAACAUCUAAGAUGCUUGGAACACAGCCCUACCCCUCAACAGAAGGAAGCGGGGAGAAAGAUAGAAUGCCCUUAAACAAUGAGAAGCCAUUCUCAACAAGGGAUUUCACUACCUCAUUGAGUAAAAGUACAACCGUCCCUGAGAGAUUCACUACUUCAAGAGAUGAAAGAGAGUCUGCAGAGAGCACAAAGGUAUAUAGUACGAGACAGCAGUUUAGUGAGGGUAAAGGUAUCGAUCAGUUUUCAUGCCCAUUAAAACACCCUUUUCAGGGGUCAUCAGUCUUGCCAUACUGUGAACAAGCUUUAUCAAACCAGUUGGUAAAAAGUGAAGAUGAUCCAACAACACCUAAACACUGUAAUUUCCAUCUCUCUGGGCCAAGAAAUGGCUCAUCUAUAACAUUCAACGUAGAACACAAGUCUAACCACGAUACUGACAAACUUUUGAAUCAUCUGUCUGACACUGCUCAUCGCUUAGUGUCCAGCAGUUCUUCCAGAAAUGAUCUGGCACUGCAAAGCAAAUGGACUGGUUACAGCAGAAAUGGAGCAAAGGUUAAACACUACAGCGGGAAGAAUCAUCACCUUCCAGGAUUUUACUCUUAUAAAGUGGGUGAAACCCUUUCUCUGGAUAAAGAAACACCAAAUCCUUGCCAUAUAGUCCCAGUCUCUCCUCGGUUGACUGGCACUCUUCCUUGUUCUUCUCAUGCGUUACCUUUGCUGGAUAAAGAGUCUGUGUGUUGCCCUAGCUUAUCUCAACUUUUUCGUCCCACCAAUCAGUCUACGUCUGCUCUAAGCAAAGGGAGUUUCUCUGGUGCAGGUGUUAGUACCUUCCUAGCUUUAUCUUCUCCAACGUCCUUCAGGUUGUGGUUUCGGCACAGGCGGCUCAACUUUCCCCUCAUGCAGUUAUCAUGUCCAGGCGUCCACACGGUUGUCAGUCGGAUUUUGGGCCGGUGUAAGUGCCAACCUUUUCCACCUCUGGUCGACCACACAGCUCCACCAGGACUGGACAAUGAUCACCACUAUGCACAACGGUCCGGUCAAGAAGCUACAAGCAGCAGGAAAAGAGCUUCAGCACGGAAAGUCAUAUCUUUUUCAUCAAAGUGUCACUUGUCAACAAGCCACCUCACACCAGAAAGAAGUGUGGAUGACUCCUCUCGACUAAACACUGGUACCAAGCUGGAGGGAUUCCCGGCUGAACCGCCGACCAGUUUUGCUAUUGUAAGCGCAAAUGUCAAAUAUCCGGGUCUGCAUAGUCAAGGAACAUCUAGUCAAAUGACCCAGAUGGAUCUCUAUGAGGCUAAUGUUGGCGACCAAGCCGGACAGCGGUCCAAAAAGGUCUCCCAGAUUCGAAUUCGCAAGACGGUUCCCAAACCAGAUACCAACCUUACUCCAAUGGGACUCCCCAAACCAAAGAGGUUAAAGAAAAAGGAAUUCAGCUUAGAAGAAAUUUACACCAACAAAAAUUAUAAGUCUCCAACCCCUAACAGAAGCCUGGAGACGAUAUUUGAGGAGCCCAAAGAAAAGAAUGGCGCACUGGUGUGCAUCGGUCAUCAGAAGCGAAAACGAGUUCUCGAUUUUCCGGAUUUUACGCUGCCGAGGAAACGCAAGGCUAAAACAAACCUAGGACCCCUGCGUGUUAAGGGGCCACGGGGACGAGCUCGCAGGGGUAAACACGAUGAAGCCGACCUUGACAUAAUGCUGAUUGAGAGGCUUACAGAACUAGAAGACUACUUUACCCGCCAAGGACUUGAGGUUUAGUCAUAGCUUUUCAUACAAUACCACACUCUUAUGAAGUUAUAGACUAUUACAGUUUUGGUUUGAGCGUGUAGAACAUCAUAUUGCCUAACCAUGCAACAAAUUUUCUCCACAUUAUCGUUCACUUUAUAACAUUUAGCAAUAGAAUAUUUUUUUUCUUGUAGCAUUUACUCUUAAGACUUUAUAUUUAUGAAGUAUGCUGACCCAAAUAUAUUUGAGGUUGUGGAGUGUGAAUAAUACAAGCACAUUUUAACUUUUACCUGAGCACUUUGUUUCCUUAAAAUGUGAUUGUUGCAGUCUAGCAAUUUUUUUAUUCAUUACACAUUGCUGACAAACAUGUUCCUAAUAGUUGUAACACCGAUUUAGAGCACUGCCAUCUGAUGUUUAGAUUUAUGGAUCUUAUAUAUGAUAAACAAGCGAUUCUUAUUAAUGAGCAGAAUGACCCCUUCGACUAUAAUUUUUUAUUUGCGGUAAAUCUGGAUUAUCAAGAAUCAUGUAUACCUUUUUGUCUGUGAAUGCUGCAAAUAAUUUCAAGUAUUUAUUUUUGAAGGCACAGUGCAGUAUUUUGUAUUUUUGAGUUUUAAAAUUCUUAAUAUAUUUCACCCUACAAAUGUAACAAUUGUGUGUAAUUUGUUGCCUUUAAAGGGAUGUCAUAAAAAGAAACGAUUUAAAUGGUCAUUCUCUUGGUCUUUUAGUUUUUCUUACCUUUUAGUUAGUAGACCGUUAAAUUGAACUUGUUCAUUAACUGCUUUAUUAUUAAAUUCAACACAUCAAAAUUAUUUUAGACUUUCUAAAUUGUUAUAAACGGGACAAAACCACUUUGCUUUUAGCUUUAGUUGGGAGAAUGCUUUCGCUUAUCAUAACCUUCGAUGGCCAAAUAUAACUCCUCGUUUUAAUGACUAAUUAAUGUUUGCAGUGAAUAUGUGUGUUUUCUUGCAGUUUGUAAUAUUUGGCUGAUAUAAGUAAAGCACCAUCUUUUUUAGGCAGCUAAUGUGGUUAACAGAUUUUAGUUUUUUGUAGUUUUAUCAUUCCACUGUACUGUAUACUUCCCACGCCUAUUGUUUUUCUUACCAUUUUAGGAAGAAACAAAAAAUUUUUGUGGUGUAACAUGACAUUUGCAGUGAAGUUUUUUAUUUAUUUAAGGAAAGAUUUACAAUCAAUUAUUGGACCUACAAAGCUUUUUAAGUCCGCUAUCUGCACUUGAUCCCCAAAGAAUCUGAGCCUUUACCUGAACAGUGUCUUUGUGCUAGAAGAAUAGAUUGACUGUAACACAACCUGUAUACAUUUAUCGUCUUUUUAGACUGUUUUUAUGGUACACACAGGCCCAAAAAGGUGUUGAAUGUUUACACGGGUAUGCAGUGGAACUGGCUGUUUUUAUGAUGGAAAUGUUUUCAUUUGUAUAGCUAUUUUUUUCUCCAUCACACCUACACAGUGUUAGUAGAUAAAGCUUGAGUCCACCAACAGACCAACACUAAGUAUUGCUUGAGUGCUGUCAAUCAAUGUGAUUUUAUAUAUUUUAUGAAUAAAAUAGUGAAUAAAAACGUUCUUAAUGUCA
This is a messenger RNA of Triplophysa dalaica, 4763 nucleotides long. RefSeq lists its product as uncharacterized. The record is from RefSeq and is a predicted model, not a curated record. The transcript is spliced from 9 exons. Bases 320 to 3211 code for a protein of 963 amino acids. Lineage: Eukaryota; Metazoa; Chordata; Actinopteri; Cypriniformes; Nemacheilidae.